Molecule: messenger RNA, 1380 nt
Organism: Diaporthe amygdali
Lineage: Eukaryota; Fungi; Ascomycota; Sordariomycetes; Diaporthales; Diaporthaceae
Exons: 8
Coding region: 1-1380 (459 amino acids)
Source: RefSeq, a predicted model, not a curated record
AUGAGUCUCCACUGGGAUCUGCUACGGCAGAGCGACAGCGCAGCCGUCAUCGUGCUCAUCAGCGCUCUACCUCCAUAUCAGCCACAGACGACGUGCAUCAGUAGCCCCGCAACUGGUCUGCUCCGGAACACGGGGCUUCUUCACACAGCGAUUUUCAUCACGCCUGCGAGCUCCGCGAUAGCAUUUUCAAGUCAACUUGGAGAACUGCUCAAGAUUGUCUGGAUGUUCAUCUCCAACGGAAAUCACCCAUCCUCCAAGCAGACUCCUACCUCCAUCAACGCAAACCAAAGCCGCCCCCCGACCUUCCAAAUCCAGAAGUUCCUGAACACGCCCGGCAGCAGCGAGCCCUUCGCACUCGCUGUGGGGCCACAGACCGAUCGCCAGAGUCGGAUCAGAGGAUACCUCGCCCAAUACAUGAAUGUCGAAGCAUGCAAGACAAUUGAAGGUUUCAAGGAGCCGAGAUUCCUCUUUGAGCACAUGUGGCGGAAACAUACACGAUUCUAUCGCUGCGGGUAUUGCAUUCAUAAGUGGAGCACCUCAUUGUCUCGCAAAGACGUCAAGCAGAAGAAGGAGCAGCACUGGAGAAGCUGCGAGGACAAGCUCCGAGGUGCACAACUCCCUGAAGAGCCUGACGAAGGCAGAAUCGAGCUUCUGAAUGGGAGACAGCAACGACAGUUCGAAAAGAUAAGGUCAAUGAAAGACGUCGGGACCAAGUUGGAGGCUCUAUACGGGGCUUGCGGGAAACCUCUGCCGGAAACAUACCAUGCGACAACGGCUUUCCCUGCAGUCCCGCCCGAGAUGACUUACGAGUUAGAAACUCGAAAUACAUCUUAUCAUAAUGAACAAUCGAUCGGCCACGGUGAAGGUUUCCUAGAGGGUUUCGGGCGCGUCGAUCCAGGCGCCCCCAGCCAGCAUCGACGACCUCCUACCAGCAGCAACGUGUCAAGGAACACUGCCGCAUUGAAGGCCAGAAACAAUGCUGCAGUAAGCGGCGCCGACAGACCCAGGGACGCAGACUCUGGUUAUGUAUCCAUGCCGAGCAACAGCGGGGAUACAACUGGUGAUUCGUCCGGAGUCCGGCCCCCUUUCGAUCCCAUGAUGGAAUGGUCUGCGUCUUAUACUAGGCCUGAUGGGGGGAGCGCCACUUAUUUUACCGUGUCAAGCUCAGGGUACGUCGCAAACGACAAUCACUUCGCCUCCGAUUACGAGCACGGCCGGCAUAGCUAUCUUCAAGGCGAUGGAGAUAGUGACAUGGCCUUUUACGACAGUGCCAGUUUGUCAAGGGACGCCUCCCUCUUGGGGCUGAUACCCCCCAAUUCCGGACCAGACAACGUCGGGGAAGACGGAAGAUCAUGGCCAUUGUAUCCUGAUUUGGAAUGA